Molecule: messenger RNA, 519 nt
Organism: Cordyceps fumosorosea ARSEF 2679
Lineage: Eukaryota; Fungi; Ascomycota; Sordariomycetes; Hypocreales; Cordycipitaceae
Exons: 4
Coding region: 1-519 (172 amino acids)
Source: RefSeq, a predicted model, not a curated record
AUGACGGAACCUCUCUCCAAGGUCGAUUCUGCCGUUCAAGGCCUCUCGUCGUCACCACCCAAGGAUAAAGGCCAUAGAAGAGCCAGCUCCGCGGCGGCCGCCGGUGUCUACAACGUUCUUGACCUAGAAAAGGACGGUGUAGAACUAGAAAUUGCCAUUGAGACGCAAAAAACCGGAUGGAAAAUUAACAAGAGCUCUUCGACGGUAGAGGACCCAAGCAUCCUCAAGCUCCACCUAACGAAACCUCCGGUCAAGAAGAUUGACCUGCACUUCCCCCUGGGCAUGGAAGUCAGUGCCCGCAACCUCAAGGGUGUAACCAUCAAGGAUGCCCUAGACGCCAUCUAUAAGUCCUACAAGAAGCGGGCCGAUGACGAGCUCGACAAGCCCUACCUUGCCGGCUUUGAGUGGGACAAGGAAGAAUCGUGGACGCGACUGGUUGUUCACCUUCAAAAGGAACCCAGCGCUACCGGCUUCGGCGGUGGUGGCAAGAAGAAGAAGAGCAAGAAGGAGGAAGAGUAA